AUGGUGAAGUGGGCUGUGGAAUUAGGGGAGUACGACGUGGAGUAUGAGCCAAGGAUGACUAUUAAGGCGCAGGCCCUUGCGGACUUCAUUCAGGAAACUACUCGCCGCCCGGUACAAGAGUUCUGGAUAGCUUUUGUGGAUGGGUCGGUCACAAAGGAGGGAUGCGGAAUUGGUGUGCAUAUUAUUUCUCCAAGCUCGGAGGUAUAUCAAUUCGCCAUAAAAUUCACUUGCAAAUUGUCUAACAACGAGGCUGAGUACGAGGCUGUGGUCAGAGGGGCGCACAUUUUAUCAGAGUUGCGGGCCGAGUGCGUUAUCAUUAGAACCGAUUCCCAGUUGGUAGCUCAGCAACUAUCAGGGGCAUAUCAUAUCAAAGAACACCGGAUGAAAGCAUAUCACUGCAAAAUCAAUGAACUGAAGCAAAAGUUCAUGGAGUUUAAAAUCGAGCAGAUUUCCCGGGAAGAGAAUACGAAGGGAGACUUGUUGGCGCGAAUGGCCAGCGCAGUGGAACAAACAUGGAAUGAUGAGAUUACGCUGCUCUGCGACACCAGAGAAAUGGGGACUUCACAGGUCUUUUCAGUGGAAAUCCGGGAUGACUGGCGCGCCCCAAUUAUACACUUUCUUAAGACGGGGGAACGGUUGAGCAAAGAAUCUAAUCAGAGGGCUCGAUACGAGAAUUAUUGUUUGAUCAAUGAUCAACUGUACAAGCGAUCUUUUACCCAACCCCUGUUAAAAUGUUUAUCGCCUGAAGAAGCUAACUUUGCUUUAAAAGAAAUUCAUGCAGGUUGUUGUGGUGGACACACGGGAUUCAGGGAUCUCGUACAAAAAAUAAUUCGUGCAGGGUUUUAUUGGCCUAAUGUCAACAAGGACGCCAGGGAAUUCGUCCGCAAAUGCGAGGUUUGUCAGAGACAUGCUGGGAGAAUCAAUGUUCCUGGGAAAACCAUGGGGGUCAUGUAUGCCGCAUGCCCAUUUUAUAAGUGGGGUAUAGAUAUCGUCGGGAAGUUGCCACCGCACCAGGAGGCAGGGCAGAGGAUUGCUGAUUUCUGCGACCGAAUGGACAUCACCCAACGUUUCGUGUCUGUGGCUCAUCCACAAGCAAACGGGCAAGUGGAAUUAGCAAAUAAAUCAAUCUGCGAGGAAAUCAAGAAGCGGCUGAGUCAGAGCAGAGAGAAGUGGGUUGAGGAGUUGGACACUGUCCUUUGGGCCUACCGAACUAGCCCAAAGACAGCAACCGGAGAAGCGCCUUUCACCCUGGUAUACGGAUCUAAUGCAGUAGUACCGGCGGAGGCCAGACUGGAGUCAUACCGCAUCACCACCUACAAUACAGAGCAAAAUUCCGAACUCCGAAGAACAGAACUUGACCUUGUGGAAGCACAGAGGGACGAAACUCAAGUCAGAGCAGCGAAGUACAAAAGCAUCAUCAAGGCGGGAUACGACAAGCGGGUCAGAGCAAGGAAGCUAGCCAAGGGUGAUCUAGUCCACAAGAGGGCCGAUGUACUGAAGCCAGUGGGCAAGUUCGAGCCUAAUUGGGAGGGUCCCUUCAUCAUCACCGAUGUCCUGGGCGGCGGAGCGUACACUUUGUCGGACCCAGACGGCAGAGCCCUCCCCAAACCAUGGAAUAUCAAUACUCUGAAAAAAUUCUAUGUAUAA
Salvia miltiorrhiza (redroot sage) is the source of this 1647-nucleotide messenger RNA. RefSeq lists its product as uncharacterized. Lineage: Eukaryota; Viridiplantae; Streptophyta; Magnoliopsida; Lamiales; Lamiaceae. Gene Ontology annotation, molecular function: nucleic acid binding; RNA-DNA hybrid ribonuclease activity. The coding region runs from base 1 to 1647 and encodes 548 amino acids. Gene Ontology annotation, biological process: DNA integration. The record is from RefSeq and is a predicted model, not a curated record. The transcript has 2 exons.